Chara braunii is the source of this 1100-nucleotide messenger RNA. The record is from the annotation of a GenBank genome assembly. Lineage: Eukaryota; Viridiplantae; Streptophyta; Charophyceae; Charales; Characeae.
CCGCGGUUGGAGAGGCAGCACACCCAAAUGCGGUUGCCCAUUGAACCAGCCCGUGUGUUGGCAUGCGCCCUCAACCGGUUUGUGAGCGGUGAAACUUAUGAGAGGAUCGGAGACAGGUUCGGUCUUGGCCAUGCGACAACCAUCGAAUGCACACGGCGAGUGACACAGGCAAUCCUUGAUACAAUGUGGGGCCUCAUAUCUUUCCCUGAUACUGAGGGAAUGACGCGCAACAUUGCAAAAUUUGCCAGACAAGGCUUCGCAAACUGUAUCGGCGCCAUUGACUGUACUCAUUUCUUCUUGGAGAAGCGUGACAAGCAGCUGGACACCGACUACCAUGACCGCACACAUAAUUACAGUGUCGUGGCCCAAUGCGUCUCCGACAUGGACCUGCGGAUCCUCGACUUCGCCGUUGGGUGGCCUGGUGCAGUGCACGACAGCAGGGUGUUGCGUAGAUCCUCGCUCUACAGUCGCCCCACACAAGAGGGAUUCUUCGCUGACACAGCAGCAAGGUUGGAUCAUGGGGGAAGGGUGAACCAGUACCUGAUCGGUGAUGCCGGAUAUCCGAACCUUCCGUGGCUUCUGCGACCGAUUCCUGACCAACCACAAGGCGAUCGCAAAAGAUUCAACGACGCACACGAGUCGGUGAGGAAGUGCGUCGAGCGUUGUUUUGGACGGCUCAAGGGGAUGUGGCGUGUCCUGUACAAGCGUCAGAAGGGCGAUGUCAAUGGGAUAAACGCCCAGAUCCAGGCAAUCGGAGUUCUUUACAAUUUUUGCAUUGAUGGCAAUGUCUAUUUUAACGUCGAACGCUUCAUGGCCAGGCAUCGCAAUCUGGGUCUGUUCAAUCAACAUGAUGAUGAAGGUGGUGACGCCGGCAUCAAUGAGCAGAGUGGAGAUGCAGCGAGGGAYGAGGUGGUCGCCCACAUGGCAUUCAGAGCAUUCAGAGCWCCACGRCGUGGAUGAGCUUGGCAUCAACCCUUCAUCAGAUGUUGAUCGUUUCGAUGGCUUUGUAGUGGGUGUACGCACUAGKUUCCAGUGCAUUGUGCCGUCUUUGCUUCUCCGACGAAMACAAUGCUCAAGAGCGAUAAAUUACUUAACUUCAU